Morchella importuna is the source of this 5379-nucleotide messenger RNA. RefSeq lists its product as uncharacterized. Bases 1 to 5379 code for a protein of 1792 amino acids. The transcript is spliced from 3 exons. The record is from RefSeq and is a predicted model, not a curated record. NCBI's taxonomy places the organism in Eukaryota, Fungi, Ascomycota, Pezizomycetes, Pezizales, Morchellaceae.
AUGAAGCGCCACCCCCCCUCUCCCCUGGACCCCCCUCGGCGGUCCACCCGCAUCAAACGCCCGCCCCCCCCUGUCCUCAUCUCUGUCGCCGUCCCCGCGCCUCCCCGGCCCCCUCCCAUCCCACGCGUUAUCAUAACCAACGACCCCACUGCCCUCACCUCUACCACCCCCAACACCCUCGACCCAAACGCCCCUCUCUCCACCACCGUCCUAGCCACCCAAAUCUACUACCUCCCCGCCACCGAAAAGUCCGACCUCUACACGUUCUUCCGCGCCGACUACGCACGCACGGGCUACCGCCCCACGAACCAGCAGCUCCGCGCAUGGUUCGCAUACACGCACGGUGGGCGGCAGUUACCGCUCGAGGUGAUUGCAGCGGUGAUAGGCGGCGGUGAGGUUGUAGGCAGGAGUGCGAAUACAAAGGUGGGGUAUAAUAUGGCGGCGAGGAUUAGGGACUGGGCGUUGGCGAGGAAAGGGGCGACCGGGGCGGUGCCAGGAGUCGCGGAGUGUAUGGUGUGGAUGCAGAGGGUGGGGAUGGAGAUGAGGGGGGAUGUGAAUGUGGGGGAGGUGCUGGGGGGAUGGUGGAUGAGGAGGAGGGGGGGAUGGGGGUGGGGAGGGAUGAGGAAGGAGAGGACGAGGAGGAGGUGGGAGGAGAUUGUGGCGAGGGAGGAGGUUUAUGAGGAGGUCGAGUGGAGGAGUUGUUUGACAAUCCCUGCGGCCAAGUGUGCGAGACAUGAGGCGAAGAUGAAGGUCCUGGGAUUGGAGAAUACGACAGGUGUGACGGGCGGAUGGACAGUUAGUGAGAAAGGCGAGAGCUGGGAUGAGAGUGAGGAGACCACUGAAUCCAGCGAAGCCAACACCGAAGCGAAUGGUGGUGGGGAGAGCUGUGCAGAGAGCGAACAAAUCCGUUCCUCAAGAAGGAACACACGCUUCUCGGCCAAGCAGACCACCGCCCCAAGUGAGCACAGUCCUGCCUCUACCCCACCUGGCACACCCAGCAGCAGCACAAGAACCAGAUCUAACACCCCCUCCAGCCCCGCAAGAAAGCCCAUCAGCGUCAACGCAGAGCUGAAACGCAAACACACGCCCACCCCACGCCCCGGAUCCACGACUUCGGGAUUUCGCACCCCAAACCCUCUUAGGAGGGCCACCACAAGAUCACAAUCGGAAGGCAAGCAACACGCUAACACAACCGGUUGGACAGCAAAGUCCAAGCGUCUAGAACCAACUGGGAGAUAUAAUAUGCGGAGUAGGCGCUCGACAACAUUUGAGACUAAGUCCGAUGAUGAGAGUGGUGAUGAGGAUUCGGAGGGUGAUGCGGAUAAUGAGGAAGAGAGUGAGAGUGAGAGUGAAGAAGAGGAAAAGGAGGAGAAAAAGGAAAAGAAAGUGAAGGUACAGGGUGAACAUGGGGGAUCGGAGGAUUGGAUGGAGGAUACGAUAGUCUGUGUAUUCCGGGAUGCGGGGUCUAGUGUGGUUGCUACUGGUGGUGGUGAUGGAGGCGGUGGUAGAGAUAGAGGUAGGCGGGUGGUGAAGGAUGAUACCUCCUCAUAUUCCGACGAUGCUUCUGAAGAUAAGGACGCCACCUGUGAAGACGGGGACGAAGAAAUGGUGGACCAUAAACCUAUCUCCACACCGGAAAAAAAACAAGAUGUCGAUCAUGACAUCACCAUGGGCGAAGACCCCAACCCACUCGCUGAACCUACACUCUCAGAUGAAGAUCAUGACAUCCCCACACAUGGUGUGCUCGUUACUAGCGUUGAGAGAAUCCAUGAGAUUGUAGAUGCGGCGUCGAACCAGCUUUUGCAGGAGCUUUUGAGGGUUAGUAGGGUGGGGGGAAGCAGUAAUACCAGCGAAGCUACGACGGCUAUAUCAAGCCCGCUCUCUCAGCCUGUUGGUAGAGGGGAAAGUCCUGUCGUUGUUACUCCGGAGAGUGUCGGUACUGUUGAAGGUUAUGGAGGUAGUGCGGUGGAGUCGAGCACGCUUUCGGAGUUUUCUACGAUCACGGAGAGUCCAACUCCUACAUCACUCCGUACUACUCUUACUCCUAUUCUUACUACUACCAGUAAUUUAAGCCCAACGCGUCGAUCAAGCAAAGGAAACGGUACACAAAGCAACACACCGCAACCUUUAGAGGCCCAGUCUCUCGUCGUCGAAAAGGAGUGCAGUUCUACGGUGCUAGAUGGCGAGGGUGAUAUACCCAUCCUAGAUUCUCAGGUUGAGUAUAGUACCCCGGGGCGGUGGGGUCCGGAUGAGAGAGUGGUGCCGCACUCGGAGGGGGAUACGUCGGAUGUUGAGAUGGAUAUGGAUCUUGACACAGACUUGGAUGAUGAGGUUCUCCUUGCUCAUGGGUCGCCAUCAAUUGCUGCAGAUGCCAUGCCCGAUACUACCUUGCCCCGUGGUCUCACACCAGCCAUCCCACCGCACAGUAUUGCGCAGAAUGUUAGUCACCGCCUUCGUUCUCCUCCUGUUUCUAUUUCUGUUGUAGACAGGCAAAACGAACCAGUAUACCAGAUACUACGCCAGCAGCAGAGUCUACAAGAGGAGGCACAGGAAAUGGAGAGGCAGAGGGAGGUACAGGAAAGACAGAGGCAGACGGAGAUGCAGAGGAUGAGUGAGGAGCCGAGACGUAAACCGGUGGAGAAUAGAGCCAUCGAUGAGAGGGUUGGUGUGGUGGAGGGCGAAAUAAUGAGGGAGAGUCAGGCUGCAUUGAUGAUUGCACACUAUGGGGUCGACCACACACCUGGUAGGCACUUCAGGAACGCCGAGGAGGUUCAGCACGCCAGAAGUACGGGCCUGCGUUCUGUGUCCCAAUCCCACGCGACCCUCAACAGCAGUGGCGAUAUUCCGCAAACUGAGGUCAAUGCACAAACACCUGCAGCACUGCAGGAGGAAAAUACGCAAGUUGUAAGAAACACCAUCCGUGGCGUACUGGACCAGAUCAGACUUCAGCCCACCAUCAACGCCGAAGACCACGCAUCCCAGGAUGCAGCAGUAUCCCGGGACUAUGACGGUGAUGACGACUGGAGCAGCCUUGGCGAUACGACGGUGUCGGAGGGGGGAUGGUCUUUGCCUGAUAACGCUCACGCUGCUCGCAACACAGCUUUGGAACAGAUCAGACCAGGCCAAGCCAACGACGACGAUGCUGGUGAGGAGAGGGAGAUUGAUUGGGAUAUGCAGGGCGAUACGACAGUGUCGGAGAGCGGAUGGUCCGUGCCUGAUAACGCUCGCUCCGCUCUCAACCCAGCCUUGGGACCGGCUAUACAAAGCCAAGCCAACGAGGACGAUGAUGGUGAGGAGAUAGAGAUAGAUUGGGAUAUGCAGGGUGAUACAACUGUCUCCGAGGGCGGUUGGUCAGUUCCUGAUGCGGUACCGGAGAUGGAGGGAGUUGGGGAGGAAGGGACUGCCGUUGCUGGUGGUUUUAUGGCAGAAGAUGAAAGACAGGCACCAGCACUGUUUACAUAUGGCCCACCUGUAGCCGUUGAGGAUGAUGAGAAUCAUGACACCAUCCUUAGACAUGCCAGCCAGCCCCUCGUUCACAACCAAGACGACAAGAUCCCCAUCACUCCCUGUGGAGACACCCCCGCAGACAAUGGUAACGACGGAAACAGCGUUAGUUCGGACAUACUGGAGCUCUUUGGGACUGCGACUGUGACUGGGAUGCCGACGUUGGUGGGCAUGGAGAACUAUCUUCCUUCGGGUGAGGUUACGAGUGAGGAGGAAGAUGCGCCGGAGGGUGUCUAUGUUUCAGUUGCAGAGGAAAAAGCAAGUCCGCCAGCCGAAGCCCCGAUGAGAGAUGGAAGUGUUAGUGCUGAAAUUAAACACGGCACUACUCCUGCUGAAGAGCCUCCAGAUGGGGGGCGCGGUUACAUUAUUCUUUCAGGAGGCCAGGGUAUAAUGUUCCGACAAGUCGACGAUAUUUCGGGUCAUAGCAGACACCCCAUGGGAGCUCUGGGCAGCGGUUACAAACAGAUGGACGAGGAACGAAAGGAUUUUGCUACCGAACCCCCCAUUCUGAUAAAGGUCACCGCCACCGAGCACCGUCACACCUCUACCGAGCAUGGAGUGAACCAAGACAACAAUGAGACCACUAUCCCACGCAGACGUCGUGCAAUGGAGGCAUAUGUUGAGGAUCUCUCGGACGAUGAGAGUGGAUCUCUGGUUGUAGACCUGAACGACUACCUACCCUCCCAGGUGGCCGAAGUCCGUUCGCCAGUUUUGUCCGGCAUCGAUCAUAAUCCUCGAAAGGGCAAACUGGAUGAAGUGGAUGACGCCCGCCCAGUGAGAGCAGCGGCGGUGGAGAGAAGGCCACAAGGACUGGAGAGCUCGAUUCAUGCGGAUGUGUCGAGAUACCUUGACGGCUUUGAUCCGACGGUGGAGGUUGAGUUGGAGAGGGUUGUGGUGGACCGGACGGGGGGAGAUAGUUCUCCGGAGGAUGAGAGUGAAGUUCAGAAGUCGGAAAGCGAUGAUGACGAGGAAGACGAUGAGGAGGAUGAAGACGAGGAAGACGAGGAGGGCGAGAUUUUGGAGAGAGGGGGAAAAAGGAAGAGGGCUGCUCUAAGCUCCAGUAGUUCAGAAAACAGCGGGCCCGCCAGGAAAACUAAACCUGCCUUCGCUUCAGAGCUUAACUCAAACUCUGCCACCCUGCGUUACAUUGCGUGGGGUAAGCCGACUACAAAAAAGAUCAAUGUGGCCCCGCAGGAGGAACAGCCGGACACCGUCUUCCUUCCCAAACCGAACACCGAAACCGCCACCUUUCCAGAUUUCACCUGGAACCGUCCUUCGAACAGCCAACCUAGCCCCUUCCAGUCCCGCCUUAUCAACACGCUCACGCUCCGCCAGCACGCCCGCUCACUCCAGCCUUCCCCCCUUACACCAGCAAGAACUCGCACCCCCACUACCGCGUCAGUAACACACGCUGCAACGCUUCUGGCGUUCUCACCGCUGCACACAGACUUCCGCGAUACGCCGGCACAGGCGGGAACGCAUGCCGUCGUUGGUGAGUGGGAGAGAUGGAGGCAGACGAGGGCGCCGGAGGAGGUGGUGGCGAGUGUAGGAUAUCGGACGAGUGAUGGGAGGUAUGAGAAUGAGAGUGGUUCGAGGAUUCGGGGGACACCGGCGUAUGUUAGAGAGCCGGCAGCGGGUACAGUGUUGCUGGAGAGGAGAUUAAAGGGGUGGUAUGAUAGUGUUGUGGGUGCGGGAGCACGGGGAGUGACACAGAGAGCGUUGGAGGUAAAGGUGGAGGAGUUGGCGGAGGGGAGCGCGUUGUCGGAGGGGUGGUUGGAGGGGUGGAAGAUGAUGCAGGGAGUGGUGAUUGUAGUGGCGGGGAGGGGGUGUGUUAAGGAGGAUCCGAUCUGCCUGGAUGACGAUGACGAUGAGUAG